AUGCCCUUCAAUUUGCGCUCUCGUGUCACCGAAGGACCUGCGCCAUCAUCGGCCUCUUACCUGGCACUACAUCCAAAGGUCGGUCGCCGAUCUCAAGCAACCGCAGAGUUCACAACGGCUGCAAAGUUCCUGAAUGACUUUGCCGCAUGA
Molecule: messenger RNA, 150 nt
Organism: Sparassis crispa
Lineage: Eukaryota; Fungi; Basidiomycota; Agaricomycetes; Polyporales; Sparassidaceae
Exons: 1
Coding region: 1-150 (49 amino acids)
Source: RefSeq, a predicted model, not a curated record